GUACACAAACCAUUUGCUACAUCAUUCGUUCAAUCGAUCACUAGGAACCAUGAGCAACGAAGAAGAGAAGAGGUGUCCAUUGUGUGCAGAAGAGAUGGAUUGGACUGAUCAACAAUUAAAGCCCUGCAAAUGUGGUUAUGAGGUGUGUGUUUGGUGUUGGCAUCACAUAAUGGACAUGGCAGAGAAAGAUGCAACAGAAGGACGGUGUCCUGCAUGUCGCACACCUUAUGAUAAAGAUAGAAUUGUAGGGUUGGAAGCAAAUUUUCAGAGGGUGGCUGCCAAUUGUUCUAGUCGAAAACAAAAGCAGCCAAAAGCAAAACAAAAACCAAAUGAAGGAAGGAAGGACCUUAGCAAUGUUCGAGUGAUUCAGCGAGAAAUGGCGUAUAUCAUUGGGUUACCUCUUAGUCUAGCUGAUGAAGAUUUAUUGCAGCAAAAAGAUUAUUUUGGCCAAUAUGGGAAGGUUACCAAGGUUUCCCUUUCUCGGACGGCGGGUGGGACUGUUCAACAGUUUGUCAAUGAUACUUGUAGUGUAUAUAUUACGUACUCGAAAGAGGAAGAGGCAGUGCAAUGUAUUCAAUCUGUGCAUGGCUAUGUGCUGGAUGGUAGGUUGUUAAGGCAAGUACAUAACUUUUUAUUCCUCUCACUUGUAUUUCUGGGCUGUUGUCUUGCCAUUGUAUAUAUUGAUUGCCAUUUAAAAUUCAUAUUUUGCAGAGCAUCAUUUGGAACAGCAAAGUACUGUCAUGCAUGGUUAAGGAACAUGCCCUGCAACAAUAUUGGUUGUUUAUAUUUGCAUAGUAUUGGUGCUGAAGUAGAUAGUUUUGGCAAAGAUGAAAUAGCUGCAGUUCAUACUAGGAAUAGAGUUCAGGAAAUUGUUGGUGCCACCCAAUAUUUGCAUAAACGGGCAGGAAGUAUGUUGCCACCACCGGUAGAUGAACACUUGAUUAACUGCAGUGCUUCGGCCGAGGAACCUUAUUUUAGCAGUGGUCUGAAAGAUGUAGCUUAUGCUGCAGUAGCUUCUGGGGAUCACUUGCCCUGUUCAAAGGACAAGGAUGGGAUAGUUAGAUCAUCCAAACAUAUGACAUCUUUUGUAGAUAUUGUUGGAAGGUCGUGUAAUUCAGGUUCAGAUAAAGAUACGAACUCGAUUGCAGAAGGGCGGAUGCUAAACCUAUGUUCUGAUAUGUCUUCUGUGUGCAUAGAUAGAAGUAAUCAUGACAAGGCUGAAAGUUCAGAUUUAGUAUCGUCAAAAUCAUCAACUUCUGGGCAUUUCGUUAAUGGAUUGUCCGGUAGCAAAUUAUAUAGUGAGCCUUUUAGGGAAGCUUCUAAACUACAUUCAGUAGAACGAGCUGAUCUAACACUUAAGGACACUAACAUUAGAAAAGUACAAUCUGGUUUGGCAUUAGAUUCUGGAAGAGAAGUACGGCUUAAUCCAUGUAAUCCUAUGAGAGAAGAUUCACAAACUUCUGGUGACCAGAGAUGGAUAGAUUCUGUAGCUUUAAGUCAGAAGGCUUCCUUAAAUCCUUCUUAUCCUGCUGACGUGAUUAAGAACUAUAGUGGUCAUGCUUGGUGGCAUAUGGAGUCUAGUAGUCAAAAUGUCGACGGUGCAGAUUGCAAUAAUGUAAAUAAUGAUGCAGAUGAAGCCUCUAAACUGUCUACAUGUACAAAUUCUGUAGUGAAUGAUGGAUACAACGAGAAGAGAUUUCAAAGUUUGGCUAAAUCAGAUAGGAUAUAUAGAUGCUCCAAAUCAUUUUCCAAUGAAGAAAUAGUAGAGCACCUCAGACGGCUUGAUGAUGAUACUCUUGUGAAUGAUGACGAAAAUUCUGCUAAUGUUGAAAGCAGUAUAAUAUCCAAUAUAUUAUCUAUGGAUUUUGAUGGGUGUGAUGAUUCGGUCUUGCCUCGAACUGUAGCUGGAUUGUUUGAAGGGAAAGAUGGGCGGCAUGGCUCUUCCUGGAACUUCCAAAAUAGUGAUCAAUCUAGAUUUUCAUUUGCAAAUGACCAGGGAUAUACUAAUCAAGAGUUGGAGAAAUUUUCUACUUUUCAAGAUUCUGGGGAGAACCAGGACAGUAUCUAUUAUCCCCAACAUCAUGCAUCCAGUGCUCAUAACUUGAUACCGCCAGGAUUCUCCAAACCCCCUCCAGGGUUUCCCUUGUGCAUGAGAACCGAGAAGGUUGUUUCUGCCAGUUCUGGGAAUUAUGGGAAGAAAUCUUUGCCAAACAAUCAUUAUCGUACACCAUCAAUAGGGAAUCUAAGCAAUGGUAGCGAUGAUCUUAUCGAUCCUGCCAUAAUGGUUGUUGAACGAGGCAAAUCAUCGUCUUUUAACAUGAGGUCCAGCUCCUUUGAUGAAGAGACAAAACUCUGGCGCUUGAUGCAACAACAGCAAUCUGUGUCUGCCACACAACAUUAUCAUGAGCAUCCUCAACUUUCUCGAACUCCCUCCAUCAUGCAACAACAGCAGCCGCCCCAGAUUCCUUCUUCGUGGGAUGAUCAUUAUGGUGAUCUCUCUUCCAGGCAUCAACACCACCAGAGUUACAGCCAGCGUCAGUACUCACAGCCGAAUGGGUAUCAGCAGGCUGAACAAGUUAACAGUAGAAGUGAAGUGGGCUUGGCAGAACAAAUCCAGAGGAAUGAGAGAUUAGGGUUGGACAAAUUGUUGCCUGGGUACAGUGAUUAUUUGUUCCAGAUGCCCAGUUCUGGCGAUGUACACCCGUGUAUUUGGAAUGUAAAUUACUCACCCUCCUAACUUCUCUGGUUUGGUUUUGAUGAAAUGAAAUGAACACUCCAUC
Cynara cardunculus var. scolymus (artichoke) is the source of this 2780-nucleotide messenger RNA. RefSeq lists its product as uncharacterized. Gene Ontology annotation, cellular component: CCR4-NOT complex. NCBI's taxonomy places the organism in Eukaryota, Viridiplantae, Streptophyta, Magnoliopsida, Asterales, Asteraceae. The record is from RefSeq and is a predicted model, not a curated record. Gene Ontology annotation, biological process: protein ubiquitination. The transcript has 11 exons. Gene Ontology annotation, molecular function: RNA binding; ubiquitin-protein transferase activity. Bases 50 to 2737 code for a protein of 895 amino acids.